This is a messenger RNA of Heteronotia binoei (common prickly gecko), 2426 nucleotides long. RefSeq names its product poly(A) binding protein interacting protein 1 (gene PAIP1). The transcript has 11 exons. The coding region runs from base 220 to 1584 and encodes 454 amino acids. Gene Ontology annotation, biological process: regulation of translational initiation. The record is from RefSeq and is a predicted model, not a curated record. NCBI's taxonomy places the organism in Eukaryota, Metazoa, Chordata, Lepidosauria, Squamata, Gekkonidae. Gene Ontology annotation, molecular function: protein binding; RNA binding; translation activator activity.
GAGUAAAUAAACGCAGCGAGAAUCCCGGAUUUGGACUCCCGCCUGCAGCCUUCUUGCCGGGGGUGGAGUGGAGAUAGGAAGAACUGAAAGUGAGGCGGGUUCCGUUCGUGGACCGACGGCGCUGCUGCUGGCUCGGCCUUGGACUCGGCGGCCCUGGUUCCGCCGUCUUAAGGGGCUCGGCUCGGCUCAUGAGGAACAGGAAGGACUGAGGAGGCCGACAUGUCCGACAACGGCUUUGACCGGACUCCUGGCGCGGGUCGAGGCCGAGGCAGAGGCAGCAGCCCGCUGGCUCCCGAGAGCGGGGCCGGCUUGGGCAUAGGCGUCGGGAGCUUCGGCGGCCCGGAUCAGCUCCUCAGGCAAAGCUUCCCGCGCCAUCAGGAGCCGCUUCGGCCGCCCAAAACAUCCCCGCCGGGAAGCAACGGCGCCUCAGAACACCCAAAACCUUUACCAGAAAAAAAUUGUUCUGUAACCACAAUUCCUAAACCUCAAGUGGUCGUGGCAUCAGUAGUAAUUUCAAAGCUGUCGGUGGAUGCUCCUGAAUUUUACCCUUCGGGAUAUUCCCCUAAUUUGACUGAAUCUUCUAUAGAAGAUGGUUGCAAUGGAUAUGCAUCUUUAACAGAAUACGUUCAGGAUUUUCUAAAUCACCUUGCAGAACAGCCAGCCUGCUUUGAAAAUGAAAUAGCACAUUUUUCAGAAACUUUAAAUGGCUGUGUCACUACAGAUGAAGCGUUACAAGAACUUGUUGAACUCAUUUACCAACAGGCUACAUCUGUCCCAAAUUUUUCCUAUAUGGGGGCAAGACUGUGCAAUUAUCUUUCUCAUCAUCUCACCAUUAAUCCACAAAGUGGCAACUUUAGACAGUUACUGCUUCACAGGUGUCGGAAAGAGUAUGAAAAUAGAGAUGAAGCAGCCAAAGGUGAUGAAGCUGUACGGAAAAGAUUUCAUGCAUUUGUGCUAUUUUUAGCUGAACUCUAUCUUAACCUAGAGGUUAAAGGAACUAAAGGUCAGCUAACAAGAGCAGAAAUUCUUCAGACUGGACUUCACGAAUUGUUAAACACACUUUUUUCUAAUCCUGUGGACAACAAUUUGAUCUGUGCAGUAAAGCUACUGAAAUUGACAGGGUCAGUGCUGGAAGACUCAUGGAAAGAAAAAGGAAAGACAUACAUGGAUGACAUAAUACAGAAAAUUGAAAAUGUCGUCUUGGAUGCAAAUUGCAGCAGAGAUGUAAAGCAUAUGCUUCUGAAACUUGUUGAACUGCGAUCAAGCAACUGGGGAAGGGUGCAUAUAACUUCAACAUAUAGGGAAGCAACUCCAGAAAAUGACCCUAACUACUUCAUGAAUGAACCCACAUUUUACACAUCUGAAGGUGUGCCUUUCACUGCAGCAGAUCCAGAUUAUCAAGAGAAGUAUCAAGAGCUUCUUGACAGACAAGAUAUGUUUCAAGGGUAUGAGGAAAAUGGAGCUGAUUUAUCAGGAGCUGGAGAUCCGUAUUUCGAUGAUGAUGACGACGAAGAGAUGGACCCAGAAAUCGAAGAAGCCUAUGAGAAAUUUUGUUUAGAAUCAGAGUGCAAAAGAAAACAGUGAAACCAUGCACACAGAUUAUUGUUUUAAGCAACCAGCAUAGGUAUGAAUAGCGAGUAGCGAGGAUGGAAAAGUCUUGUCAUAUCCAUACCAAACAAAGGAAAUUAAGUUUCUCUAAGUACGCAACUUAUGCAAUAUAAUUUUGUUAAACAGAAUCUGCCAAAAAAGUGUAAACUUAAAACUCUGUAACUUAAACAAUAUGUAUAUAUCAUAGUUUAUUUUAUGUACAGUUAAAUAAAGUGUUUUGGCUGGAACAAAUUUUAUUUGAUACAUGUCACAUUAAUAUAACAUAUAUGAGGUUUGUCUUAUUAAAACAGCCACACUUCUUUUUUUGCAAUUAAAAGCCCUUGAAUCAUAAAGUACAUUUUGACUUGCUUUUUGGUAUGUGUUUGUACUGCCUCUCCUUUGUAUAGAGCAUAGCUUUUCAUCCCAUACUUUUUAGGCUCCUAGAACAGUUAGCCAACCUUUUUUUACAAAACUUUUCCCAAUUGUGAACAUUGUAAUCACUUCCGUCUGUUCCUCCCAGAAAUUUUGAAAAUGUGCAAGCAAACAAGGACUGUUCUCAAAUGGGUGAGGUAUCUGCAGAGCAAUUUUUUUGCUCACUUCAUGGCAUUUUAAAAUCAAAUGUAUGUUAGAGGUUCCCAAGAAGUUAAAAAAAAAUCUAUGUAAAGGUAACACAAGCUGUAAAUAUGCAUGUAAAUAGUGCUGUUUAAUAAUGCACUGUUAUAACUUAGUACAAUUUGUGUCACUGCAGUUAGCAUCAUCUACAUCUUCUGGCUGUUCAUUUGUUUAGCUUAUUAACAUCAGAUUUUUGAAAAUAAACUGUUUUGUUGGGUAUACUUUCA